UUUACCUUUUAAACAUAUAAUAAAUUUUAUUAAGAUAAAAAGUAUUAUUUUGAUGAAUUAUGGCAUUUCAUUUUUCAUGGAAUAAGGAGUUUUCACCAUUAUUUAUAGCAAAAACAAGUUCUCUUCUUGAUUACGCUCUUAAUAAAUGUACAAAAAUACCUAUUAUUGUGGAUAAAAUUGAUAUAAAAGAGCUAAAUAUGGGAUCAAUACCGCCGGAACUGGAGAUUUUAGAGAUUGGAGAUCUUGCAGAGGACAGGUUUCGUGGGUUAUUUAAGUUAAAAUAUGCGGGAGAUGCAUAUAUUGUAUUACAGACUAAAGUUCAAAUUAAUCCUUUAAAUACAAGAAAAAAGAUGUAUCCGAAGUUUACAUGGAGGGGGGUACUUUCGGCGGAUGCGCCAUUGAUUGUUCCUAUGUUUUUACGUUUAUCGGAUUUUAAACUAUCAAGUAUUGUUAUUUUAGUAUUUUCCAAGGCAAAGGGAGUUACGUUAGUUUUUCGAAAUGAUCCGGUUGAAUCGGUAAAGGUUUCUAGUACAUUUGAUAGUAUUCCGGUUAUUGCGCAAUUUUUACAGAAAGAAAUUGAAAAACAACUACGUAUAUUCUUUCAGGAGGAACUUCCGGCUAUUAUUCAUAAAUUAUCAGUAUCAUUUCCAUGUAGUUCAACGAAUAAGGAUGAUUUAGGUCAAUUUAGUACAGUUCUAACAAACGAGAUGCCUAAAACCGAUGAAUCAACACCUCUUAUAAGAUUAGCAGAUAUUAAUCCGGAAUAUCCUAUUUCUAUGACAAGUAUGUUACGUUUAGCGGCAUUAGCAUCAUCUCAAAAGACAUUUUCGCCAUUUACACCAUCUAUUAGUCAAGCAAUUUAUAGAUCAAAUCAUCUUUUAUCAAUUGUACCGAAUAUAAAUUAUGCCAAAUAUCCGUUAUUAUUUAACAGUCCUGAUUUUGGUCCAGAAAUAUCUUGUAUAUAUACACAUCCUUCAACUCAUGCUAUAAAGACACAAAAUACUCGACAAAAUUUAAGCUUACGUCAAAUUACUCUUUUAAAUAAACGAAGAACUCAAAAAAAACAUAAUGUGAUAUGUAUACGUUCAGAUUCAUUAAUUUUUCCUAAUUCUCAAUCUACUCGAACAUUGCCACUCAAAGAAAACAAAAAUCUAUUCAUUAACAAAUAAAACAUAAUACAUUCGAUGGCAUUAAGGAAAAAAAAGGUCAAAUAAA
Messenger RNA from Pneumocystis carinii B80, 1215 nucleotides. RefSeq lists its product as hypothetical. Gene Ontology annotation, biological process: phospholipid transport; mitochondrion organization. NCBI's taxonomy places the organism in Eukaryota, Fungi, Ascomycota, Pneumocystomycetes, Pneumocystales, Pneumocystaceae. The transcript is spliced from 3 exons. The coding region runs from base 60 to 1169 and encodes 369 amino acids. Gene Ontology annotation, cellular component: ERMES complex. Gene Ontology annotation, molecular function: lipid binding. The record is from RefSeq and is a predicted model, not a curated record.